Messenger RNA from Fusarium subglutinans, 288 nucleotides. RefSeq names its product Dynein light chain. Gene Ontology annotation, molecular function: dynein intermediate chain binding; dynein light intermediate chain binding. The transcript has 6 exons. Gene Ontology annotation, cellular component: cytoplasmic dynein complex. The coding region runs from base 1 to 288 and encodes 95 amino acids. The record is from RefSeq and is a predicted model, not a curated record. Lineage: Eukaryota; Fungi; Ascomycota; Sordariomycetes; Hypocreales; Nectriaceae. Gene Ontology annotation, biological process: microtubule-based process; cilium assembly.
AUGGCUGACGCUCACGUUCCCAAGGCAGAGUCUCCCGUCGCUCGGGAGAAGCUCGAGGAUCAAGUCCGCCGACAUGCUCAGGAAGCCAUGGCCAAGUUCACCAUUGAGAAGGUUUUCCUCACCAAGUACUGCGUCCCCCACAUCAAGCGCACAUUCGACGAGCGAAAGGGACCAACCUGGCACUGCAUCGUUGGCCGAAAUUUCGGUAGCUUCGUUACCCACGAGACCAAGCACUUUAUCUACUUUUACCUUGGCCACUGCGCAAUUCUACUAUUCAAAACGCAAUAG